Messenger RNA from Sarcophilus harrisii (Tasmanian devil), 3531 nucleotides. RefSeq names its product centrosomal protein 85 (gene CEP85). Gene Ontology annotation, cellular component: centrosome. The transcript is spliced from 14 exons. The record is from RefSeq and is a predicted model, not a curated record. Bases 808 to 3093 code for a protein of 761 amino acids. NCBI's taxonomy places the organism in Eukaryota, Metazoa, Chordata, Mammalia, Dasyuromorphia, Dasyuridae.
UGAGGGCUGGAGCGCGGAUGCUCUGGUCGCGUAACGAGGAGACGGGCCUCGUUGGGGAGGCCCUUGGUGUCGGGGAAGAAGGGAGAUAGAAAAGGGGAUGGCGGAGGGACGGCGUCGCGGGAACAAGGAACGCGAGUGGGGGGUAGAAGGGCCUGGGUGCUGUUGGGGUCCACGGGCUCAGGAAGAGUGGGAGCCGCCUGAACAGCAACAACGGGUCCCAGAGUCCUCCGCGCAUUUAUGAAAGGCUGAGCACGGCAAGGCUCUGGAUAAGGUUGCGGAUACUGACCCUCAAUUGCAUUAAUUAUACAUCUGGGCCAAUAUUCGCCCUGACACGGUGGGGAGAGACUUUCAAGUGCUUUAUUCCCUGGACGUUGUCAUUAUUCCGACGAGGUGCUUUAUUAAUUGGGCGCCAUCGUUGCUAUCAGGAUCACAGCCUCUACCUGUGCGAAUCCGGUCCCAAAUCUCCAACCGUCUCAUGGCUAAGACGGGGGAAGCUCAUCUGCUACGAGAAGCGGUUGGGGCCAGCUUGAGGAAAAAGCGUUUGUUUUCUUCCCCGCCCGACCUUGCUCCCGCGGCCAAGCAGAACGCGCCGCGGCCGGGGGCGGGGCGAAGGAGAAGCUUCCGCCUUGCUAUUGGCCGGAGGCUAGCGGAGAGGGGCGGGGCGGGGCGGCGCGCGCUCUCUGAGGCGCGGUCUUGUGGAGCUGUAACGGCCGUUGGAGCGGAGAACGCGGCGUCUCUCGGAGAGCGUCUGUCUCUCCCGUACUGGAGCUGCUCUUGCCCGGACCCUCGCUGAUUGCAUCUCCCAAAAUGGCUGUGCAAGAAAAGUACCUGGCAGGGAGGAUUUCUCAAACCAGUCCAUCGGAUUCCAAUUUGGUUCAGAAGGGCAGUUCCCUGGGGACCGAAUGGCAGACCCCAGUCUCAGAGCCAUACAGAAGCCACUUCAGCCGCUGCUCAAGUGUGGCUGACACAGCCAUCGGCACAUCGUGUUCCGACAUCGCUGAAGAGUUUUGCAGCUCUAGUGGCAGCUCAUCCUUCCAGCCCAUCAAAAGCCAAGUAACCAUUCCUACAGCCCAUGUGAUGCCAUCUACUUUGGGGACCUCUCCAGUCAAGCCAACUUCCACCCACACGGGGCUUCUUUCCUCCAAACUGCCUGUGUCGGGAUUGUCUGAAACUUCGGGACUGCCCCGGAAUGGAGACCUCAGCACUAUGAAAAGGUCUCCAGGCCUGCCUAGGGAUCUCAUGUACCUCUGUGGAACUCCUGGAGAAAAUGGAAUUGAACAGUCCUGGUUUCCUGCUUUGGGCCAUGAAAGGGAAGAGGAGAUGACGAAGUUUGAUACUCCCAACAUGGAGACAACUCUCAACCAGUCAGUACUGAUGGAAACACUGUAUUCAGAUCCCUACUACCGAUUCCACCUGCAGAAUCCAGCAGCUGAGACAGGCAAGGAGUUGUAUAAGGUGCUGCCCGAGACUAAGAAGGCCCCAGGUGUUGGGGCUGGAUGUGAACGAAAUGGAGCCCAUGCCGUUGCUGGUGGGCUGCUUCAGGCAGCAUCUGGCUUCCCAAAGCCUCUCCAGUCACAGGGAUGGCUUCAAGGCCCUGAUGCUUGGCAUUCCCAGGAACAAUCUUGUGAACUCAGCUCAUGCCGACAGCAGCUGGAGUCAAUUCGGUUACAGAUGGAACAAAUGAAGCUCCAGAAUGGAGCUACUUGCCACCACCCCUCGGCUUAUGCUUCAUCUCUGCCAGCCCUGGAGCCAGCCCAGUGGGUGGGCAUCCUGAACAGCAACGAGAACCUCCUGAAGGAAAAGGAUAUUCUUAUUAACAAGCAGAGGCAGCAUAUCUCUCAAUUGGAACAGAAAGUCCGUGAAAGUGAGCUUCAAGUCCACAGUGCUCUGUUGGGCCACCCUGCCCACUAUGGGGAUGUCUGCAUGCUGAGACUGCAAGAGCUGCAGCGAGAGAACACUUUCCUCCGAGCACAGUUUGCUCAGAAGACAGAGGCUCUCAGUAAAGAAAAGUUAGAGCUUGAAAAGAAACUGUCUGCCUCAGAAGUGGAUGCACAGCUCAUCCGGGAGUCCCUCAGGGUGGCGCUGCAGAAACAUUCAGAAGAAGGGAAGAAGCAAGAAGAAAGGGUCAAGGGACGGGAUAAACACAUUAAUAAUCUAAAAAAGAAAUGUCAGAAGGAAUCGGAGCAGAACCGUGAGAAACAGCAGCGUAUUGAGACCCUAGAGCGCUACCUGGCUGACCUGCCCACCAGGGAGGAUCAUCAGAAGCAGAGCCACAAGCUCCGGGAAUUGGAACUGAAAAACUCAGACCUGCAGGAGCUAGUGACGGACUUGGAGAGAAAGCUGGGAGAGGCCCGGGCAGGCUGCACAGACCGGGAAUCCCAACUUGAGAGCCUGAAACAGAGAGAGCAGGAACUCCUCUCCACUGUACACAGUUUGCAAGAUAAACAAUCUUCACAGAAGGCCAGUGGAGGAAGCCUGAUUCAACAGGUGGAAAGCCCCAAAGUAGAGACUGAAUCUUUGCAGAAAGAGUGUGAUUGCCUCAGGAAGAUUGUGGAUAAGCAACAGAAGAAAAUAGACCAGUUGUGUUCACAAGUGAAGAAAUUAGAGGCGGAAGUGGCUCAAGAAGAAGGAGCUGGUCAAGCUCUGAAGGAGGAGGCCAAGAAGAGGGAAAAUGCCUUGGAGCAGCUGCGCUUGGCAGUAAAGGAGCUUUCAGUGCAGAACCAGGACCUGAUUGAGAAGAACCUAACCCUUCAGGAGCAUCUUCGCCAGGCCCAGCCAGCUUCUUUGCCCUCUUCAGACACAGCCCAACUGGUUCACGAGCUGCACCAGGAGCUGGGCAACUGCUUGCAUGAUCUCCAGGCUGUCUGCAGUAUCGUGACCCAGAGGGCCCAGGGACGAGACCCCAACCUGUCCCUUCUCCUGGGCAUCCAUUCUACAUCCCACCUCCCGACUGAGCCAGAUUUGCAGAAGCCAGAUGUGAUCAUCAGGAAGCUAGAAGAAGUCAGGCAGUUGCAUCGUGACAUUGAGGAAAUACGUACCACCAUGUCUGACAGAUACGCCCAGGACAUGGGAGACAACUGUAUCACCCAAUGAGGACCUAGGAAAUAGAGGGAGGGAAGGCCAGGCCAGCACUGCCUCUUGAUUGCUGUGAGGGGUCGGUGAAUGAUUUAGAAAGCCCCCUGCUGAGGAUGUAUCUUGUCCUUCAGGAACAUGUUUAUUGGCACUUGCCAGUUCUGAUUUGUGCCCCUGGGUAGUGAUGAAGAGGGUGAGUUAAUCAUUAACUGGCCUUCCCAAGGUACAACCUGCUGCCCAGGAAAACCCUGUCCUGUCCUCAGGCCACAGAGAAGCCUGGCCUGUUGCCUUGUCAGAGCCCCGUCCUUGCAGAUGGGGACCAGAAUCUCUUUAGGCUGUUUUGCCCACAGCAUUCAGUAGAGGUUGAGCUCCUUAGGCCCUUGCUGUGAUUGCCCUCACAUAUCCCACCCCCAUACCCAGGACUGGUGCCCAGACACACUUCUCAUGCUUCUUCUCCUC